Stereum hirsutum FP-91666 SS1 is the source of this 1347-nucleotide messenger RNA. RefSeq lists its product as uncharacterized. The record is from RefSeq and is a predicted model, not a curated record. Bases 1 to 1347 code for a protein of 448 amino acids. NCBI's taxonomy places the organism in Eukaryota, Fungi, Basidiomycota, Agaricomycetes, Russulales, Stereaceae. The transcript has 12 exons.
AUGUUGUCUGAACUGCUUCUAGUACUGGCCUCUGCGCUUUCAGCCGCCGCCCAUGAUCAUCACGAUGAGCUCACGGAAGAGGAAAUGAAUGCAUCCGUCGAUGCCAUCCUUUGGAUUCAUAUGUUCCUCCAGGCAGCAGUAUGGGGUAUUCUGUUCCCAAUAGGCAUGGUCCUUGGCAUCACUCGUAGUCGAUGGCAUGUUCCUCUUCAGGUCACUGGCUUCGCACUUACCAUUGGAGGCUACAUCCUUGGUCAUGCACACAAAGGCCGACAAUUCCUCCACAGCGCGCACGGCACAUACGCGAACAUCCUCUUCGCUCCUAUUGCUGCUCAAUUCUUUCUCGGUGUAUAUCUUAAACUCCACAUCCACGAACGAACCCUCAGGCCGUGGGCCGUCCGUGCGCACGGAGUGCUCGGCAAGGCAUGGCCCAUCAUGGGAUGGGUGCAGAUGCUCUUCGGAGCCAUCGCUUUCAGGGGCUACUGCCGUGGAGGUCAUCUAGGGCAAUGUCUUGCCCACUAUAUCAUGGGCGGAGGAUUCAUCUCGUACGGUAUCAUCAUGGCUAUAAUGCUACUCGUAGGGGAAAUGUGGGUUAGAAGAAGUGGCCGCAGUCCUGAAUGGUGGGAUUCAUGGGUUAUCUUGCUCUGGGUACUCAACACCUUCACCGAGCAUCGCGGCCUGGUAUGGUCCGUGAAGGAUAUGCAACACACGAUUCUCGGCAUCCUCUGGUGGUGCGGUGGAAUUCUGGGUGUCUUCCUAGCUCGCAAUAACCAGAGAACGGUAGUUCCGUCCAUCAUCAUUAUUCUCACUGGAUUUGCUAUGUCCGAACAUGCACAAGCCUUGGCUAUUUCAACCAAAGUCCAUUCUAUCUUUGGCUAUACCCUGAUGCUGGCUGGACUCGCGCGACUCGUCGAAGUGUGCUUUGUAGUACCCAAGGAAGAUAACACCCCUAAGGGUGUGGCAUUUAGGCAUUUGCCGCCCUUUUUGCUCGUUUGUGCCGGAUUGUUGUUCAUGUCCGGGACCGACGAAGAAUUGGAGUUCGCUCAUGAUCAAGGAAUGGACCAUGUUACCUACGUCCUCAUCAUGUACAGCAUCGCCUUCAUCAUCUAUUUCCACACCCUCUUCCUCAUACAUCUCUACACCACAACCGGCCGUAACUCCGCCUCCGCCUCUACAUCAUCUUCACAAGCCGCAAAAGAAGAUGGCGGUGCAAUCGAACUCACAAGUCCGACUACCGCAGGCAGGGACGGACGGCAGUGGUACGGUCGUGUUCCGGGGACGGCGAGAGACGAGAGCGCGACCGCCUUGAUGAGCGGCACGCAUGUCGUUGGGGACGAUGAUGAUGAGUAG